Molecule: messenger RNA, 4311 nt
Organism: Anarrhichthys ocellatus (wolf-eel)
Lineage: Eukaryota; Metazoa; Chordata; Actinopteri; Perciformes; Anarhichadidae
Gene: pkn3
Product: protein kinase N3
Exons: 22
Coding region: 777-3557 (926 amino acids)
Biological process (GO): protein phosphorylation; signal transduction
Molecular function (GO): small GTPase binding; ATP binding; protein serine/threonine kinase activity
Source: RefSeq, a predicted model, not a curated record
UAGGUGGGCGUGUGCCAUGGGUGUGCUACCCUCCGAUUGGGCGGUGAGUGCAUGCAUUUUAUUUACUCAAAAGCCAAUAUUUGCUCACUUUUAUCUUUUGUGCUGACCAGAAUCCGUGAUACGAUUUAACCGUGACAUUUAUGAUCCAUUGCAGUUUCCUUAAAAGCAUAUCACAUAGAAAAUAAACCUUUGUGAGCAUAUGUUUUCAUGUCAAAGUUCACCACAUGUUAAAUAUGGAUUUAAUGGUUCUCAGAUUGCUACUUAUUAACUACCUUAACUUAUGUCAAGUCAUCAACAACAACACGCCGCAUAUUGAAAUCAUUUAAUCGGCUUUCAUUUUCUCUAAAGAGGAGAUUGUGUUUGGUUUCAUGAAUGAUUGAAGAACUAUCAGUUGAGUAAGCCGAGCAUGGGAGGAGACCAUAGGCUACGUGAACGCAUCAUGUGUUUACCUCUGCAGGUGUAUUGAAUACUCGAAUGUGAUUGGUUCUUGCAGCGUUUCUGUCAUAUCGACUGCCAACCAAUCCAUCCGCCGUCGACUGACGUCAGCUUUGCGUCGAGCCCCAGUUUAAGUCAAUUCAAACUUCCAUUGAGAUGUUUCCAUUAUGAGCAGGAGGAGCUACACCCCUAUGGAGCCCGUGAACAGCCGUAGCAGACGUUGAAUUCUACAUGCCACCGGCAGGUUACCGAGGCUUAUGUUAGUUGUACCGAUUCACUCUGGCCCAAAGAACCCGGCAGCUGGAGCAGACGUUGACGCUGUGUGACAACUGACGGCCACCAUGUCAGGUUUAACACCUCAGAGUGGCAGCCUGCAGGGUCUGGAUGAGGAUAUUCUAGACCCAGAGUUUCAGCAGCGUUUGGAAGAUGCCCGUACUCUGCUCAGGCAGGAGAUCCAGCGCGAGUUGAAGAUCAAGGAGGCUGCUGAGAGACUUCGGCGGGCUGUCACCAAUCGCAAAAACGCUGCCGAUGUGGAGGACCAGCUCAAAGCCUCGAGCCGCAAGCUGGAGAAGUUGCACUGGGACCUGCAGGAGCUUAAUGCCAGGUCCAUGGCCACCGAGAAGGACUGCACCACAGGCUGCUUGGAGGAGGAGGAGGAGGACAACCUAUCAGCAGAGUCGUGUCCGUGGGAAGAGGUCAACUCACCAGUGGACAGUCGGGUCAGAACCCUGAAGAAACAGCUCACCAUGGAAACCAAAGUCAAACAGGGCGCUGAGAACAUGAUCCAGACUUACAGCAACAGCUCAGUCAAGGACAGGAAGAUGAUGACUACAGCCCAGCAGAUGUUACAGGACAGUCGCACUAAGAUUGAGCUCCUGCGCAUGCAGAUCAUCAAAGUCAGUCAAGCCAGAGAUGGGGAGCAGGAGGGCCCACAUGGUCACCCUGUGGAGAUGAUCAGUGCUCUGGAGCUGCGGAUAGCUGACCUCAUGCACCACAUGAAGAUUGAAUCGGCCGUAGCAGAAGGAGCCAAAAAUGUGGUGAAGCAGCUGAGUGGGCGCAAGAUCCAGGACCGCCGCGUACUAGCAGAGGCCCAGACACGCAUGCAAGAGUCUUCUCAGAAGGUGGAUUUGUUGAGUCUCUCCCUGGAGAGACGUUUAAGUGAGCUGCCUUGGAACCAUCCCAAACAUGCUGCCAUCAAGGAGGAGCUGUUGUUGGGAACCCCGCCUUCCUGUGGCAUACCAAAGAAGCAAUGCAACACUCUGUCCUCUUCCUCCUCUUCCUUCAAACCAGCCAGUCUAACAGGUCGGUUGGAGGUAUGUUUGAUGGGCUGCCAAGACCUGUUGGAGUCGGUUCCAGGCCGUGGUCAUGUGACCAGCAUCCCGGUCACCUCUGUAAGCCUUUCGGAUGGAAAGUCGGUGAAGGUGAGAGCCGGCCUAUCAGGACGCAGUGCCAGUGCCAAGACAACCAAGGCUGAUGACCUGUCCUCGGAGAUAAGUGCUGUGCUGAAGGUGGACAACAGGAUUGUGGGGCGCACACACUGGCGACAGCUGGGCAAAGAGGCCUGGGGCCAGAGCUUCAGCAUGGAACUGGAACGGUCCAGGGAGCUGGAAAUCUCUGUGUACUGGAGAGACUGGCGAGCGUUAAGUGGGGUGAAGUUCCUGCGGCUGGAGGAUUUCCUGGAUAACCACCGACAUGGCAUGUGUCUCCAGCUGGAGCCUCAGGGCAACCUCUUCAUUGAGGUGACAUUUAUCAAUCCUGUCAUUGAGCGGCGCUCCAAACUCCAGAGGCAGAGGAGAAUUUUCCCGAAAGAAAAAGGGAAGGACUUCCUGCGUGCUGCCCAGAUGAACAUGAACUUUGCCACAUGGGGCCGUUUGAUGAUGAGCAUCCUGCCUCCCUGCAGCUCCCUGGAGCCCAUGAGCCCUCCAUUAGCAAUCCCUAACACGGCCCCCCCGUCCUCCAGCACUUCUCCAGCACGAGAACCUGCUGUGAGUCUACAUUUUAAUGAAGAACAACCCGGCAGAUCUCCACAUCGCACAAGAAAGAGCACUAAAGACUCUCCGCCGUGUCCUGGUGAGAACAAGCGACAUCCCUCAAUUCAUCCUCCUCCACACAGGAGUGAAGGACUUCAGAUGGAAGACUUCACCUGCAUUUCAGUUCUGGGGAGAGGUCACUUCGGUAAGGUGCUGCUAGCAGAGAAUAAGAAGUCAGACAAACUGUACGCCAUCAAAGCCCUGAAGAAAGGAGACAUCGUAACACGUGAUGAAGUUGACAGCCUCAUGUGUGAAAAGAGGAUCUUUGAAGUGAUCAACACCUCCCAGCAUCCUUUCCUGGUGAACCUGUACGGCUGCUUCCAGACUGCAGACCACGUGUGCUUUGUGAUGGCCUACUCCCCCGGAGGAGACCUCAUGACACACAUUCACACCAGCAUCUUCACUGAGGAACAGGCCCGCUUUUAUUCGUCCUGUGUGCUGCUCGGCCUGGAGUUUCUACACCAGAACCAAAUAGUUUACAGGGAUCUGAAGCUGGAUAAUCUGCUGAUGGAUGCAGAUGGUUUUGUCAGGAUAGCAGACUUUGGCUUGUGCAAAGAAGGUAUGGGCCACGGCGAUCGCACCACAACGUUCUGCGGCACACCGGAGUUUCUGGCCCCAGAGGUGCUGACGGACAACACCUACACCCGCAGUGUGGACUGGUGGGGGCUGGGGGUCCUCGUCUAUGAGAUGCUGGUGGGGGAGUCUCCUUUCCCAGGUGAUGAUGAGGAAGAGGUGUUUGACAGCAUCGUCAACGAUGACGUGCGCUACCCUCGCUUCCUUUCUCCUGAGUCUGUGUCCCUCAUUCAAAAGCUGCUGCAGAAGAAUCCUCAGAUGAGACUGGGAGGAGGCGAGGAAGACGCCUCGGAGAUUAAAAGACACAAAUUCUUUCAGGGAAUGGACUGGCCCGCUCUCCUGGCCAAAAACAUGAAGCCUCCCUUCCUGCCGGUCAUCAGAGCGCUGAAGGACGUCAGUAACUUCGACGACGAGUUCACACGUCUCAAGCCGGUCCUCACCCCCCCACGAACAGCCUACGUCCUCACUGCUGAGCAACAAGAAAUCUUUGCUGACUUUGACUUUUCUCUCAUGAGUUGACUAAAGUGACUCCCUCGCUCACUGUGGAAGGCUGCUCCUGUUCAUCCUCACUUUUAUUUGCCAUAAAGCUCUUCUGACUGAACAGAAGCUGAGAAACUACCGUCCUGUCUUUUUCAUGUCCUCUGUGGCUGCUUUAAACACACUACAAAGAUCUUUCUCUAAUCGAGCCGUAGGAUCAAGUACCGUUCACUGUAUGAAACAUGUCACCAGUGCAAUAGGACAUGGACAUUGUUCCAGCCCUCUCGGUCGAAGAACUAAACUCUAAAUAUUUGUGAUCUUAAUGAAGAAAAGUGACUCUGAAGUCCAAACGCUAUCUUGUGCUAUUUAUCCGACUUCCAUCUGUUGUUAACCGUCUCUAUGUUGUUGGGAUGUAAUACUCUAAUACUGUUCUUCAGAGAGAUUGCUCAGUCAAUACAACUGUAUGUUAUUUAAAAAGGAUACUAUCAUGAAGAUUAUGCUCAUAUAGAACAGACCAGCCUAUAUGUAAGUGUAAACAACAUGAAGGAAAUAUUAAUGAAUAAAUUGAUAUCUGCUGGACUUUAAAUGAUCAGGAAACUCGUCAUUAACAUUUAUUUUUUGAUGUAUAGUCAUUUUAAAGUAGUAAAAACAUUGCAUGACAGUAUUGCAUAUAAUUCAGAAGUACACAACAUGAAUUAAAUGUUAAUUCAUAAAAACCAGAGCGCUCACUGACUAAUACAACUGGAGGCAGUCUGCAUGUUGUCCAGCACCACAGCUGUACAUUGAAUUCAACAUU